Messenger RNA from Dothidotthia symphoricarpi CBS 119687, 1014 nucleotides. RefSeq lists its product as uncharacterized. The coding region runs from base 1 to 1014 and encodes 337 amino acids. The record is from RefSeq and is a predicted model, not a curated record. NCBI's taxonomy places the organism in Eukaryota, Fungi, Ascomycota, Dothideomycetes, Pleosporales, Dothidotthiaceae. The transcript has 2 exons.
AUGUUCUUCAGACGCCGCUCCUCCCGCGCAAAUAGCUACGUGGACAACGACGCACCCGCCCGCGCCCAGUCCCUCGACGAGUACACGGAGAAGCGCCCCGACUCCAGCCGCACACAGCCCACGCAGCAGUCCUCGGUCGCGGUUGACGACAGCGACAUGUAUCCCCGCCCGCAGCAGCCCCAGGAGACGACGCUGCCGACGCGCCAGCCCAUGGCGAACGGCCACGGCCACGGCAUGCCGCCCUCGAUGGGCCAGUCGGCGCCGUCGCUCAACGGCGGCGGUGCGGCCGCCAUGCCCGAUCUGCUGACGCAAGCCUUCAACCAGGCCAUGCGCCCGUACCUGGAGAAGAUUGACCACCUCGAGAGCCAGCUGGCCGAGCAGCAGGCCUGGAUCUCGCAGCUCGAGAACCAGCGCACCGAGAUGUUCCACUGGAUCGACAAGCGCGGCCUGCGACCUGACGUGCCCGACACCCUCGCCAAGAUCAUGGAUACGACGACGCCCGACGCUGCCCUCACCCUCAACGCCCAGCUCGACCGCAAAAUCACCAUUGUCAACUUCGACCUGCACCGUCUGCAGGACGACCUCAACGACUCCAUCUCCUCGUCGCACUUUGCCUCAGCCAUGCUCAAGUUCCUCCCCGACGUGCAGCGCCUGGCCCAGCUGCCCACGGGCCCGCGCUACGCCUUCGAUCUGCUGCUCAAGCUCGGCGGCAAUCUCAACUCACAUGGUGGUCUCGAUGGCGCCGAGCCAGGCGACAUCGAGGCGCGCCGCGACUUCUACUCGCGCCUGGACCUGGGCAUGGUCGAUGUUGUCAGCCGCCGCUUCGGCGAGGGCGAGGACUGGAACGUGCAGCGCGAGAUCAAGCGCAUUGAGAAGACGGCCCACCACCUCAAGGGCUUUGGCGUCGAGCCAUACUUCCCCCAGACUCUGGACCUGAUGAAGCGCGAGCUGGAGUUCCAGGGCCCCAAUGGCGCGCAGGCAAACGGCCAGAGGUCGCCCCCGCGGUACCAUUAG